Messenger RNA from Nematocida major, 1197 nucleotides. RefSeq lists its product as uncharacterized. The coding region runs from base 1 to 1197 and encodes 398 amino acids. NCBI's taxonomy places the organism in Eukaryota, Fungi, Microsporidia. The transcript has a single exon. The record is from RefSeq and is a predicted model, not a curated record.
AUGGAUACAGUCAUUGUAGCCUUUGAGACGCCUUCUGUUCUCUCCCUGAAGUCUCUCUCUGAACUUUCCGAUGCCCUUCCCUUCCCCCUUCGCAUCUUCCCAAUGCAAAUCCAAAACGGAAAAAUCGCGAAAAGGUGGGCCCUCACAGGAACCCGCCCCAACUCCACAUUCACCCAGAAGGAGGAGAAGUCAACCACCCUAAAGGAGUUCAUAUCCCAGCUAAGAAAGUCUCCCUGCACAAUUUUGGUAGACUUUUCAGACGAAACCAUCACAGACCUCCACUUCAGAAUAUCCUGCAGGGACUCAACUAUUUCCACGUACUGUAAGGGCCUGAACCUAAAAGUCUCCAAAAUUUCCAGUACGUGUUCAGGUAUUUUCCAGGCAUCAGACACUUUCUUCAGGCGGAUAAGCAUCUCUCUCGUGGGAAUUCGCAUGCGGAAUAAAAACGGGAAAAAAGUCUCCAUCGACAUCCCCGUGAGUCUCCAGGGAGUAAACUAUACUCUCCCACAGCAAAUGACGAUGAUACAGAGCCAGCCCCAGGGUCUUCCCGUGUGCAUCUCCACAGUUACUUCAAAGAGUCUUCUCCUGGAGAAAGUCCUUUCAAAGGGUGCCCUCUUCUUUUCAGGUUCUAUCUCGGAAGUGCCUGAUUUUAAGAUGGAGGAAAUUCCAACUGAAAACCUGAAAGAUCGAGGAAAUGAACGGGGAGAGCUUUUCCUGCGGGUAGAAUGCAGUGGGGCAGUGAUUCUCUGCACUUUCUUCAAGGAAGCCUCUAAAGUCACGCUUUUAGACUCGUCUCUCCCGUGCAUGAAGGCUUUCUACGUGUCGGAGUAUCUGAAGCACGUGCAAAGGAAGUAUACGGACGAACUUGCAGUGAUUGUCUCUGUUUUCUCGGAUGUAAGCGAGAGGAAGGACUUGGAUGCUGUCCUUAUGGGGGAGAUGCAGAGGAUAAAAACCCUCCAGGAAGAGAAAAGAAAGAAGGUUUUGCUCGGGAUAAAGGACCUGAUUUGCACGUUGAAAUUCCCAGAGAGAGACGAUAAAGGCUUUCUCCUGCUGAGUAUGAAGAAGAUAUACCAUGAAAUCCUGCGAAUGCAGAAGGCAGAGGUCGUAAAUGCUCCGAAGAGGGAUAUAUACGUGAUCCCCGAGGGAGUGGGGCCUGCUUCUUCCCUGCACUGCCUCCUUAAGGAGAGGGAGAAAUAG